AUGGAUUCCGCGGCGGACUUCUCCCAGUUCGAUGGACAAUUAAAGUCGUCACUUCUGCAGGUCACGCGCACGAUUAACCAGCUCUCCGCGGGAGAUCUCACCUUCCACCGUUCUGCGAAUAGAGAACUCGACGAAUCUUUCAAUGAGCAAAGUGGAAGACUCAUUUCCUUGACCUCGUCACUCCUCAAGGCCGCGACGACAGGAACAGACCUGCGACCGCCGAAACUGCGCAACGAUAAAGAAUCACUCGAGGAUAACUGGAACAGCGUGGUAGAUGUCAUUGAUGCGUUGUUGGAACGGGCGGAUGCAUGCUUGGAUGAAUUCACCGGCGUGAUUAAGAAAUUGAGUCCCUCGCAGGAGGAUCAGAGUGUGAGGGCUGCUGCGACGAGAAAACCGACGAACAAAUUCCCUACCGUUUACGAUUACGGGCCGUCCAGGAUCCCCAAGCCGCAGUUGCUGUUCGAGCGCAAGACGGAUGCUACCGAUGAGUCGCCUUUCCGGCCGCUACUCAAGACUAAGCCGCAUGCGGUUGUUCCGUUGGAGGAAUCCAUGAGAUCGGACGAGUUAGGUGGUUAUAAGAGCCCGUACGAAACGGAGAUUCGCGCCGCCAAAUAUCCCUCCUCGACAUAUAACGUUUCUCCUCCGAUCGACUAUUUACCGUUUAAUUCGACCAAGGCUACGUUUGUGGACACAAUGGAAGGGGUGAUGGAGAUGUUGGGCGAGCUGAAGGCAGCGAAGGGGAUUGCGAUUGACUUGGAACAUCAUGAUGUGCAUGCGUAUCACGGCCUUGUGUCGCUGAUGCAAAUCAGUACUCGGGAAAAGGAUUGGGUUGUUGACACGCUCAAGCCCUGGAGAGAAGAACUUCAGGUGCUGAACGAAGUGUUCGCUGACCCAAGCAUUCUCAAGGUGUUGCAUGGUGCGUCGAUGGAUAUAAUUUGGCUACAACGUGACCUGGGCCUCUAUGUUGUAGGGUUGUUUGAUACCUUCCAUGCUGCCAGCGCAUUGAGUUACCCGAAACGCAGUCUUAAGUACCUUUUGCAGAAGUUUGUCAACUUCGAAGCCGACAAGCGGUACCAAAUGGCCGACUGGAGAGUACGCCCCCUACCAGAAGGCAUGUUCGACUACGCUCGCUCGGAUACCCACUACCUUCUCCAUAUUUUCGAUCACCUCCGCAACGAGCUUGUUCAACAAUCGACGCCCGGUAACAACCUGAUCGACUACGUUCUAGAACAGUCGAAGAACGAGGCUUUGCAGCGCUAUGAGCGCCCUGUGUACGAUGCAGCCACCGGGCAAGGGGCAGGUGGCUGGUACGAUUACCUGUCCCGCAACCCGGCGCUUCUGAGCAAGGAACAAUUCUCCGUCUUCCGCGCCGUCCACCAAUGGCGUGACGCAGUGGCCAGAGCCGAAGACGAGGGCGUGCAGUGCGUAUUCCCCAAGCACAUCCUAUUCAAGGUAGCGCACAUCAUGCCGCUUGAAAUGGGCACGCUCCUCAAAGUCCUUUCGCCCGUUACACCGAUUACGAAAGACCGAUCAUAUGAACUUUUGGAAGUGAUCAAACAAGCCAAGAUCGACGGCGCCAACGGACCUGAAUGGCGCGACUUCAUCAAACCCGCCAAGGGCGCUCAGAUUGCUGCCGAGCCUGAUCUUCUGGAGGCCCCCGCGACCGAUAAUCCCAUUGCUGAGCGGUACGAAGUGUCCCAGUUCUGGGGUAAUGCGCUGGCAGCGCAGCCUCACGAGCCUUUCACACCGCCCGAGUAUUCUGCCGUGGCGUCCGCGGAGGCGCUACGGCUUUCUUUACCGCUACCUCCCAUGCCAAAGACGGUGACGGAGGUUACUACGGCUAAGCCACCGUCUCCCAAGCCCGCCGCACCCGCACCCGCACCCGCCCCGACAACAGAGGAAGGACAAGAAGACCCGAACAAGCCGUUCACCGUGAAAGAGAUGGGCGGGCCACGCAAGCGCAAAGCCGAACGUACACCAGCAACAGAUGCGACCGACACGUCCGACGAACCCGACAUUCUUUCUCUGGACGUAGCUGACGGAACCGAGAAGCCCAAACUCUCCAAGGCAGAGAAGAGGAGGGAAAGGAAGAAGAACAAAGCGCCCAAGUUGGAGCAGGACCAAUUAGAGGAAGCACCGUUUGACUACGAGGCUGCGGCGUCUGUGCUGCAUGCACAGCCUGCGCAGCAGGGAACAUUGGCACAGCGGACGAAGAAGCCUUUCAACCCGCAUUCGAAGCUGUUGGACACGCCGGCUGGAGCGCGCAAGUACCAGCGGGAUAUUCCUGGGAAACAGGCUACCUUUCGGUAG
Molecule: messenger RNA, 2310 nt
Organism: Aspergillus chevalieri
Lineage: Eukaryota; Fungi; Ascomycota; Eurotiomycetes; Eurotiales; Aspergillaceae
Product: exosome nuclease subunit RRP6
Exons: 1
Coding region: 1-2310 (769 amino acids)
Biological process (GO): nuclear polyadenylation-dependent CUT catabolic process; nuclear polyadenylation-dependent rRNA catabolic process; nuclear polyadenylation-dependent antisense transcript catabolic process
Cellular component (GO): nucleolus; nuclear exosome (RNase complex)
Molecular function (GO): nucleotide binding; 3'-5'-RNA exonuclease activity; nucleic acid binding
Source: RefSeq, a predicted model, not a curated record